Messenger RNA from Pleurotus ostreatus (oyster mushroom), 5505 nucleotides. RefSeq lists its product as uncharacterized. The record is from RefSeq and is a predicted model, not a curated record. NCBI's taxonomy places the organism in Eukaryota, Fungi, Basidiomycota, Agaricomycetes, Agaricales, Pleurotaceae. Bases 1 to 5505 code for a protein of 1834 amino acids. The transcript is spliced from 4 exons.
AUGGCGCGAAAACGGGAACAAUAUCCGCAGCUGCGCUUCCGAUCUAGUCUUUCCCGGCUCGGUCUCGGAAUCAAACCCCCGCAGGGACACGCUCAUUCUACCACCACAACGAAUCCCGCGCAAAAGGGAGAAUACGGAGAGGAAGAAGAGUGGUACAUACCGUACAAUGGCCCGUACGAACCACCACCGUCGAAUGAGCCGAGGUCGGCACCCGCGUACACCUCUCGGAGGAAGAGAAGGGAAGAUGGGGUGGAGUUUCGGGAAGUUGUGAAGGCUGGCGAAAGUUCGGUGAGAGGAUCUGGAGAGGAUACGGGCCUUCAGAGUCGAUAUACAAGCAGCGAGGAUGGCCUUGGGAGCAUCUUCGGGAGAGACAAUCACCAGCACCUCCGCACCCAACAACACUCCAUGAUGCCUGACUUCGGCGAGACUGAUGUUGAAGAGGACGAGAGCGAGGAAAUUGUGCGUGGGGACAUGGAUUUGAGGGCACGGUACGGCUACUCGUACGCCUCUAGCAACGACGAGGAAACCGACUUCAACACCCCGCUUCCGUCUGCGACACAUCCGGUACUUCCUUUGUCUGCACCACCAGUCUCGACUCAGGGAUGGUCGUCAAGUGAGGACAAGGGCCUCCGUCCUCGUGCCAUCUCAUCCACUUCAAGACCGGCAGCGACUAUCAGUUCAACCACGCGAAGGGCAACGGUUUCUAGUGGGCAUGGGGGAAUUGGCGAGGCACCAGUCCCUGCACUGAGAACAAGUUCUUCCCAGAAUUCCAAACCUGGUGUUGCUGCAAAUCCUGCAAAUCCUCUUUCAUUGUUCCAUCUUAAUUACUCACAUCACCAUCGAGACACCGACACCACCGACAGUAUCACGAGCGCUUCGCCACCAACUCAGUAUUCAAUAUUCACUGCGUCACCUCCCCAGACUUACUCGGUUAUUUCGUCGCCUCCCGGUACUGGGCAUGGUACUGUGAACGAGGCAUUCGGUCGUUUUUCGAGGGACACGAAUUCGGUGAUGGGGAGGGAUGGCGCCGUGGGUAAUCCUCGUCUGAGUCUGGCUAGCUUGUUUAGUGGGUCGCUUGGGUUCAAGGGGAAGGGGAAAGAGCGGGAAGGGAAGGUGCCUGGGGAUCAACGGCUAAAGGUGAAGUCCUCAAAAUCCGAUCUCGCGAGGAACGACGUCCGCGAUGCGUAUCGAGUGCAAGUUCGUCCCUUAGCUACACAGUACGACGGCGACGUGAUAUACAUUGGCGACGAAAAGAACAUGCCGGGUGCCGACCUGGACGCCUCCGACAACGACAUUGUUAGCUCGAGUGUAGGGAAAGAUGCUCGCACGGACACGGGGAAUUCUCUUGCAAGUACCAACGCUGCUGACAAUAAGAGUGGCGUGGGCACGGACAACAUUCCGUCUGACGGUGAUAAUGUCGAUGCAGAUUCGGAAGCAUAUUACAACACUUACUAUGCUACCUUGUUGUCGACUCCCACAUCUGCUCGAGGAAGUUCUUUCCGAAGUAGCACUCCAGGAACACAGCCGGGGGGUUCCGCGAGCGAUCCUAUCCCUCCAUUGCCGUUACACUCAUCGAGCAAUGUCCUGCCUUUAUCGCAAUUUCAGGUCGCGUCGCCAUCCACCGGUCGUAUUAGCCCCCGGGUGGACAUGGGCGGGUUUGGCAGAAGGCAUGGAAAGAACAGGGAGAAAGAGAAUAUUGGGGAGGAAGAUGUCUGGAAACCAUCACCGAGUUCGAGGGCGGCUGAAGUAAUCCGAAGUGAAGCUGAAGCCGACGAUGAAGGAAGAAGGGGAAGGCCAGCAGGUUCAAGGAGUCGGCAACCGGUGCAUCCGUAUGCCAACGUGCGCGCCUUCACUUUCCCAUCUAGUCCGGGAGAGACUUCCCGUGUCGAUGAAACUGAUCUCACCGGUUCGACAUCACGCCCACCAAAGCUGACAUUCACAGCACCGUCCCAACAUUCAUCGCCGCUAUCUGGCCCCCAUACACAUCCAACUGCCCAUCUGCAUCUGCAAACUCAUCCACAUCUUCUCCCACCGCCCCCUCAUAGCGAUUCCUCACAGCCGCACUCUCAUUCUGACAGUCAAGAAAGCUACUCACCACGAUCUCUGCGAAGACCCGUUUCCCCCCAAUCUAAACCUAACUCUCCUUCUCAAACACAAUCCCCUUCACGCGCCCUCCUUCUGCCACACCCCCUCCAACACCUACAUAAUAUCCGUAAUCGACUGAAGUUGUCAAUGUCGACGCCUAAUCUUCGCGCGUCUGGUUCAUCGGCAUCUGGCUCCUUAUCAGGCCAAUCGUCUCGUUCGUCUGCUGCCUCUACCAAUCAGAAACUACCUCAUACGCGAAACCCGUCGAAGUCAAAGGCACCUGAGGACACAAGACAUGUACCCCGACCUAUCAAUAUAAUUAAGCAGAAAUCAGUACCCAAUAGCCCACAUCAUGCAUUCCCCAGAGGUUUGGAUCGAUGGCUCUCCGCUGAAACGUGGUGCGACGCCCUUUUCCUACCCAAACCGCGACUGCGGCUCCGAGGUGAUGAUCCCUAUUACGAGAAAGGAGAAUCUAUAGUUGGUCCAAGCUCAGGCUCUCGUCGCAUUGUCAGUCCGCCUGGAAGCCCAGUUGCGAGAGACUUCGUCAAUCGAGCUGAUGGCUCUCAAACUCUGGAAUCUCGUGUCCUUGCACAUUCACGCUCGCUAGCAGAUCUUCGAUUAGGACAUCAGGAAAGCGUGAUAGCUGAUCGGAAGGGCAAGGAGAGAAUGACUGGACGACCGGCGACAGCUGAUGUGAGUGGUUCAAGAGCAAGAGGUUUGACAUUGCCUUCCUCGAGCGCCCGACCAGCCACGGCCAAUCCCAUCACAGGGACAAAAGUAGAGACCUCCCACCCAAUGCCAGCGCCCGCGGUUGUUAUCAUUAAACCGAAUACGAAACCAAGCCGUCCAAAAAGCUGGGCGCUGGAUGAUUUAGCCCUUCCUAGUCCGGUGCCCUCUUUGAUGACGGUCCUGGCAGAAGGGCAAAUUCUUGAACACCAGCGGCGGAAAUGGCAGGCUCAAGCGCAAAAGUCGUUUCAGAAUCAACGCUCCCGUAGUCUAUCUAGAUCACGGAGCAAGUCGGUCUCGAAGAAAGUCAAGGGAAACGAUGCGAAGGGUCAGAGUAGCCACGGGAAAGAUAGUAAACUUGAAUAUCUUGCGGCGCGUUCCCUGUUGGGUAAUCAAGAUAUUCUACCUAUCUCGACAGGCAUCCGAAAGCGUAGCUUGAGCCAAUCGCAUACGGCUACUGAUUCAACGGGGCGGCCAUCUGGUGGUUCCCAAUCCACUGCCCAUAGACCAUCGCAUUCUUUCUCGCAGACGAUGAGCAAAUCGACCCACUCUCGAACUGGCUCGCAAAAUCAUUCACGGAACGGCUCGUGGUCAAAGACGGCUCUCGAUAAGAUUGCGAUGGGUACAGCGGCCUUGUGCGGUAUCCCAGGAGGAGAUAGUACCACAGCCACACCUGAGACAGAGCAUCCCCCUGCCGUCGGCCUGGAACGUGCGUUGAGAAGCGAUACGACGCAGGUGAUCCGGCUCGCGGACCCGGCAACAGUUCUUCCCCACCCCAGCGCGUCCCCUACUCCCAGCUAUGGUUUCACUAACUCAAGCCACGGCCAUGGAACGGCGGAGAGCGGUCCUGUCGAAGGUGUAGGGAUAGCUAUAUCCACCCCCGGGAGCGACCUCGACCGUGACUCGAUCAGACUACGUGAUCACCCGUACGCGCAGACUGUGCCAAAUGUCUAUCAUCACACAUAUGUGCCUCCUGCUCCUCCAGCUAAUCUAUCGGACCAGCGUUACGUCACCAAACGCGCAUCGGACGCGCAUUCUGGCGCCCCCGAUUCUCUUCAGAUCGGUUCGAGACAUCCUUUCGCCCAGCAAAGGGACUCCUACCAAGGCAGCCCGAAAAUCAUUGGGCAUCCUCGACCUGAUAGUGAGGUCUCGCCUCAGGCUACAAUGUGGGCCCCAGUGGCUGCUGGAGUCGUGCGGGAAGUACUACCUGAAGAAAUUCGCUACUCUCCUAUCGUAAAUAGCGAGACUCUUGUGCGAGGUACUUCGAACGACGCCCCUGAUACAGAUCCACGGAUACGACAACUCGGGAAGUUUGCCCGAAAUUCGAGGAAUAUAUUCGAUACUGUUGCGCUGGGGGAAACCCUCGCCAUGGCUGUUGAAGAUAGUCGCGACCACCUUUCAAGGAUCAGUGAAGGUUACAGUGUUUCGAACGAGGAUGAAGGCGAACGAAGUUUUUCGGAAGGGAGUCAUCAACCUGACCCCAGAAUCGUUGCCUCAACAGGCUCCCAAAGCCCGCGAGAGACGCAUCGUGAACCUGUUCAAUAUGACGCAUCCCGACCUAUGCAUCGACAAGCUUCUUUGCAGAUUCCGGAAGUUUUAGAAACUUCCCUGCAGGCAUCGUCAUCGCAGACCGAUGCCCUUCCAGAGCCUGAAAGCCGCCGAAGUCAAAUAUCUAGGGAUACCUCAGAAAGCAGCACAGGAUCGAUGCUUCCGACAUCGCCCAUCGUUACUUCACCCAUAACUUCUGAAAGUUCUUCUCCUCGCCCUUCCCCCCGACUGCUCAGCCGCAACUCCGACGAUCUUGAACAUUUCAGAGACCUGUUUUACCGACCCGACACCGGAAGACAGCAAUCAUUUCAAUCCGGCAUGAGUGCCGCCCAGUCGUCGUCUGCUUACACGGGACAUGUGUCUUGGGAUGCAAAUAUUGCACCCUCAAGGCAUCGAACAGCCAGCAGUGGCUUGACAAGCCUAGUGCGACGUGUGGGCGAGGAGCUAGAGGAGCUUAAUAUGCUAGUGGCAGAGAUGGGGAUGGAAUUAGGUGACGAUUCGUCAUCAAUUCUAUCGGCGAGCUCUCGACCUACGGAAUCAAGAUUCGUACUGGAGCCUUCCCAAGGAAUAGCCGACAACGGUGAUCAUGUUCGUAUGCAGGCCUUUCGUCCUUCUACAACUAUUCCUGAGGACGUCGAGGGCUCGGCUGAAGGAGAACAACUAAUGGACGAUGGUGAAGAAGACGAAGACGCGGAUCUCACCGCCCGCUUUCGAAUUGGCAUCGUUGAGGCUGUUCCUACCCCUCCAAGCACCUCGGAGGACCGCCGCUUCUCCCAACAUCUAUCCUCAUACAUCACGCAUCCAGGAUCCUCGGCUCAACCUAAUGCUGAGGAGGCUACCGUCCGUGUAGUAUCCAACGCCAGUUUGCAACCUCCUAGCACAGUCCUCAGCCGGGUCAGCUACAUGACCAGCUCGGACGGGUCUCGUAUGUCUGGUCUCUCAGAUUUCCCGGUCCCUCCUUUGCAGGAUCAAAUGACACCUGGGAAUAUGUCUAUCGUAGAUUCUUACUUUGAGGAUGUUACUUUACGCCAAGAAUUUGCCCUUCAAACCCCGAUGAGCCGACAGUCAACUCUCGGUGGCGACGAGGAGGUGGACUUCGCAAUGGCUUUUUCUUCUCGCCCCCACACGGCUCGCCCGCAGUCGUAA